GUUUCCCAGAAUGUUUAUAACUCUCAAAGCUCAUAAAGAUAACAGAUAUACAAAACGAUCUUAAGCUUGUGAAAUAACGGCUUCUUUGAUUAGCUAUGGGAAACAUCGGAAGUCAGCCUUCGACGUUAAGCGACGAGGAAAGAAACCGCCUAGAUGAAAAUCUUGAACGGAUGGAAAGAAAUGAGAGAACGACGUUAAGCGACGAGGAAAGAAACCGCCUAGAUGAAAAUCUUGAACGGAUGGAAAGAAAUGUGAGAAUCACCUCCAAAAGCCAUUUUGUAUCGAGCGAGUAUUACCAAAAACGUGCUCAACGACUAGACUUUCUUACGACGAUAGUAUUACCUACUUCAGUUGCAGGACUAACGGCGAUAGUAUUACCUACUUCAGCUGCAGUACUAACGGCGACAGUAUUACCUACUUCAGUUGCAGGACUAGCGGUUAGCUUUAAUACAUCCAAAAGAAUUGGCGUUGCGUUCAGUGUUAUUGGUUUGGUCCUCGGUGGUUUUCAAAAACUCGACAAAAGUUCAGAUUAUCACCCAUCGAAAAUGCAGGCAAAACACUUUGAUGCGGGGAUCGGGCUACAAUCUUUCCACAGCGAGGUGAUGCUGUUUCGUCAGCUUCGUCUGAAGGAGAAAAGUUUGACAGUAAAGGAAUUGAGGAAGGAAUACAGAGAACUUAUCAAGAAGAAGGAGAGGUUUGAUAAGGUUAUUCCAACUGACACAUGGGCAUACAAGUGCGUGAAGGCUCAAAUUUUGGAAAAUCAGAAGGAAAAUGACAAAGAAAACUAAAUAACGUAACAAUGUUUCGGGAAGUCGGAAAAAUAGAAAAACAGAAAGAUGUUUAGUUUCAUGCACUCAGCAUGUGGCGUUUUUUGUUUUUAAAAGAAGAAAAAUAGAAUUCGCACAGCAUUAUAAUAAUUAUUUGCAUAACAAUGUACGUCUGUAGUUCCAUAUACCACGGAUCAUCAGAGAGCCGAACUGCUUUGAAUUCGUUGUUUUUUACGUACAAACAAGAUAGUCAAUGUGCUUACUUGAUUUUUUUUGCCUUAUAGAUGUCUUACUUCUAACUUUAAAAAAAUAGUUUGUCUUUUCUUGCGUGAUUAAAAUUAUGAUGUAUAACAUGUUAUA
Messenger RNA from Actinia tenebrosa (Australian red waratah sea anemone), 1127 nucleotides. RefSeq lists its product as uncharacterized. NCBI's taxonomy places the organism in Eukaryota, Metazoa, Cnidaria, Anthozoa, Actiniaria, Actiniidae. The record is from RefSeq and is a predicted model, not a curated record.